Molecule: messenger RNA, 489 nt
Organism: Phanerochaete carnosa HHB-10118-sp
Lineage: Eukaryota; Fungi; Basidiomycota; Agaricomycetes; Polyporales; Phanerochaetaceae
Exons: 2
Coding region: 73-240 (55 amino acids)
Source: RefSeq, a predicted model, not a curated record
AAAUCGAUAGGUACUAGUAGGCUCAUUGAGGUAAGCGGGUACGAUGAUAACCACAAGAAAGUAAGAUGUAAAAUGUUUAGCGCACAGCAAUGUUCCGGUUGCUCGCCAAGCUCUAUGCUCAUCCUCCUCUUGACCAGAACGACCAGCCCAAAACCGCCUGAUCUGCAAUGUAUGAUGUACUCGGUUCCCCACUUUACGCCUCGGCCUGGGGCGGCGCACGAUGGCCUGGAUUACGCCUGACAUAAUUUCUCUCGCUGGGACCUAGGUUCUGCGGCGGAGACUUCGGACCAGAGUACAAGUGGCAGCCGUUUAUUCAGCCCUUGUGCAGACUAAGUUGAUCCGCCUCCAGCGCAAGGCUAGCGAGCUUGUCCUAGCACGGGUCUCCGCGACAUAUGGACAGAACUUGACCGCCUUUAAAACCGGCUCUGUGGGUAACGCGCGCAAUGGCACAAUGCUCGAGUGGCCCGACUGAAUAUCCGGAGGUCUUCU